AUGGCUGAGGAGGGCUUCCAAGACCCAUCUCGUGGUUGUGUUUUUCAGUACAUCGGCAGCUUGGACGUGCCGAGGCCCAACAGCCGCGUGGAGAUCGUUGCAGCCAUGAGAAGGAUUCGGUAUGAAUUCAAAGCAAAGAACAUCAAGAAGAAAAAAGUCAGCCUCGUCGUCUCCGUGGACGGGGUGAAGGUGAUUCUGCGCAAGAAGCAGAAGAGGAAGGAAUGGAGCUGGGACGAGAGUAAGAUGCUGGUGAUGCACGACCCUGUCUACAGGAUCUUCUACGUGUCGCACGACUCGCAGGACCUGAAGAUCUUCAGCUACAUCGCGAGGGACAGUGCCAACAACUCCUUCAGGUGCAACGUCUUCAAGUCCAAGAAGAAGAGCCAGGCCAUGCGGGUGGUGCGGACGGUGGGCCAGGCUUUCGAGGUGUGCCACAAGCUGAGCCUACAGCACACGCUCCAGAGCGCCGACGGCCAGGCGGACGGCGCCAGCGACAAGUCGGAGGAGCAGCCGCUGGAAGCUCUGCAGAUGCAGGGAGCCAAGAUGGCAGAGGCGGAUGAUGCUGAUGUGGACUCUGACGGCAUCUGCCUCUCCGACCGGGGGCCCGGUGAGCUGCUGCCCACCCGGGAGGAGCUGGGACUGGCAAAGCCUGGGCUGGCUCUCAUGGACCACAACGGCCAGGACGCUGAGAGCUGCUCCGUGUGCCCGUCGGUCUCCCAGCAGCUACGCAGCCCUGGCAGCCCCUGCUCCUCCGCCUCCGUGACCCCCCUGGCCUCGCAGCACUGCCUGCAGCUGCUGCAGCACCAGCUCCUCCAGCAGCAGCAGCAGACCCAGGUGGCCGUGGCCCAGGUGCAGCUGCUGAAAGACCAGCUGGCCGCCGAGACGGCCGCCCGCAUCGAGGCGCAGGCCAGGGUCCGGCAGCUGCUGCUGACCAACCGGGACCUGCUGCAGCAUGUCUCGCUGCUGGUGAAGCAGCUGAAGGAGCUGGAGGUCCAGGUGCGGCACCGGCACCCAGUCGACCGGUCCCUGCAGAACCUGUCCCUGAACCUGAAGAACCACUACAGCCUGGAGAUGACCCUGCCCUCCACCUCCACCCCCGCCAGCAUCCUGGGCAGCCCAGUGGCCCCCAGCUCACUGGGCACCAGCGAGUCCUACCUCAACCUCCUAAGCCUGGACAAGGGCCGGCAGCGCCCAAACCCCCAGGACGGGAAUGAGGGCCCGGCAGGGCAGGACAGGCUGGGCCGGAGCGUGGAGGGCUCAGAGGUCAGCGCCGGUGUGCUGCCCAACGGGUCGGGCAGGCAGAGAGCGGAGGAUCCCGGCGGCAGGGCAGACGACAGGCCACAGCAGCCCAUCCCCAAGAUCAACCCGCCCCCUCCCGUCCUGCGCAAGCGGUCCAGCAAGACCUCGCCGAGCCUGGAGGUGGAGGCCAAGCCCGAGAGCACCGUGCCCGCCAGCCCCCGCGGCUCCAAGCUCGGCGCCGAGACCUGGACGCCGGCGCCCGGCACGGAGCAGCUCCCUUCGCAGGGGGGCCCAAGCAAGGACCGGGUGGGGCAAAACGGGCAUGCGUCCCCAGCGCCCGGCCCGUGCCGACAGCCCGCGGGGGGGCCCGGACCUGGGAGCCCAGGGACAGACUGCGGCAGUGCAGGUGGUGCCAUGGACAACACGCCGUCGUUCUCCGCGGGCAACGAGACCUGCCUGCACAUCAGCUUCUCGGAGGAUGAGCUGCUGGAGAACGAGCCGGAUGAGGCCCCGGGGCCCAGGAGGGUCCCUGCCUAGCCUGGCGUGGCACGGGGUGGCUCACGUGUGGCCCCGGGGCCAGCCUAACCCGGGAAGUGCUCUGCUCAGGGCAGCAGGGCCGGCUGUCCCCAUGCAGCGCCCCUGCCCCGUCUGCACCAGCUUCCCACAGGAGCUGUGGCCGAGCUGGGCUGCCAGGCAAAGGAGCUGCCAUCACAGCUCCCAUCCCAGGCUUGCAGUGACCUGGCUGGGUCCUUGCCACAUACCAGAGGACAAGCAGAUGCCAUCAGGCACCCCGGACACCUGGGCCAGCUGACUGUCAAGGCCCAAAUGUACUGCUGCAGCCCCUCGUGGGGCUAACACCAGCCCAGCGCAGCCCCCGGGACGCAACCCUAGGCAACGGGACACGGGGACUCCAGACUGGCAGUGCCCUGUGCCGCGUGCUCCAGGCUUCGGUGACCAGCACUUUCCAGGUCACUGGAAGCCAGUCUCCAAGCAUUUUCCCCAUCACUGUCACGGGCUUCGGCGCUGGUUGCAGACCGAGCAGGGCAGGCGGGUGGGUGCAGAGCUCGGCGAGCUGGGAAGCAGAGGCCUCUCGGCCCCUCCGAGCCCAGACUUCCCCAGCGCACGCCAGAGCCGGCUGCACACGCGGCUCUGUUCAGCCUUCCCCGGGGCGGUGCCAGCCUCUCCCACUGCCCCCACUUGUAGAUUAUUAUUAAGAGCAAAGCUGCAUUGUCAGCGUGUUUUAUGUCGCCUGCCCCGUCUCUGCCGCAGCUCGCCCCAUGGACAGGGUGGGCUGCGGGGCAGCCAACACUGCUCCCGCUGCAGGCUGGCGGGGACCAAGCGUUGUGUCCCAGCCCCGGGACGGCUGCUCUAGGUGGGUCAGUGAAUGCGCUGGAGGUUCGGGUCGGGAAGGCGUUGGUGGGCGAUGGAGAUGGGCAGCAAUGGUAUCGGGAGCCAGAAAGCAGCACAGCUCGGGGCUGGCGGCUCCACGAGGCCCAGAGCGACCAGACCGUCAUCGGCUCACGGUGGUCCACCUGCCGUCUCACACCUGGGAGCCUGGGCGGGGAGUCCCGGCCUCGCAGGCAGUCCCUAUUGAGGCAGGGCCGGACCGGAGAGCCGUGCCGACCCGCGGACUCGCCAGCCCCCAGCUGGGGUGUGCUGCAGUCUGCUGGACACCAGACAGGAAAGGUGCAUUUCCAGCCCGUUAACAGACCUCUCCGGGAAAUAAACAUG
Messenger RNA from Alligator sinensis (Chinese alligator), 2970 nucleotides. RefSeq names its product carboxyl-terminal PDZ ligand of neuronal nitric oxide synthase protein-like. Bases 1 to 1776 code for a protein of 591 amino acids. The record is from RefSeq and is a predicted model, not a curated record. The transcript is spliced from 11 exons. Gene Ontology annotation, molecular function: nitric-oxide synthase binding. Lineage: Eukaryota; Metazoa; Chordata; Crocodylia; Alligatoridae.